This is a messenger RNA of Arachis ipaensis, 1545 nucleotides long. The record is from RefSeq and is a predicted model, not a curated record. Lineage: Eukaryota; Viridiplantae; Streptophyta; Magnoliopsida; Fabales; Fabaceae.
UGACUAUUUUAAAAGCAAAUAUGUCUUUCAAAUGCAGAUAUCUAUCAUAUUCGCAAUAUAUGGGUCCCUGUUUUUCUAGAGCAUGAAUUUUGGGCUGGCAUGAGGAGUACACAACGGAGUGAGAGCAUGCAUUCUUUCUUUGAUAAGUACCUAACGUGUAGGAGCAGUUUAGUUCAAUUUGUGCACCAGUAUGACAAUUGUCUUGCAGAUAAGGAACAACAGGAGUUGGAGUGCGAUGCAGCAGACAAUAGGGGCCUGAUCCCAUGUGUAUCGAACUCUCCUAUUGAGAAGCAGUUCCAAUAUGAGUACACCAACAACAUAUUUCGCAAUGUUCAAGCCGAAUUUAUCAAAAAGUGUGACUGCAACCUGUCUCCAAGGGCAGUGAAGGACAACCAAUACUUCUAUGAAGUGACUCAACAGAAGAUAAUUAAGGGGAUGUCUUUUUACAGCGAGUAUGAAGUUGUGUUUUGUCCUAUUUCACACCAGGUUAGGUGCAACUGCUUCAGGUUUGAGUCAUAUGGUAUCCUCUGUUGCCAUGUCCUAUCGGUUUUAUCCCAAUGUAGGGUUGACAAGGUGAAAUCGUCGUAUAUACUAUCUCGGUGGAGCAAGAAUGUUCAUCGUAAGCACACUCAUAUUAGAAGUAGUCACGACUCACGGCGCUCUGAUGAAAGCAUGAAUAUAUUUAGGGGACUGUGUGUUGACUUCUACAAUGUGGCCCAGGACUUUGUGCAUGACAAGGAGGAGGCUGAUAUAUUGCGUUCCGCUUUUGCGAGUGCUAAAGUGGCACUUACCGAGCAUCGGGCAAAACAUUCAGAAAGCGUAUGCACAAGUGAGUGUUCUGAUGGAUUAAAUGCUUUGCGGAGCCCUCCUCAUGUGGUACCUAGGGGGCGCCCAAGCUUCAAGAGACUCGAGGCGGAUGUGGACCGGAAAAUUAAGAAUGGUUCUAAGAAACGUCGAGCUAGUAGUAAACGUACAAAGGUUAGUUAUAAUGGCCAUGGUUUAUACAAUAAUCUUGCUCUUGUUAUAUUUUUCAUGUGUUGAGCCUGUUGAAUUUAAGAUAUUCUCAUAUGUACAGGAAGGUGCAGCUGUUGAAGGAGACAAACAUUUAAACAAGGCCACCGAGAGAUGCAUUACUGCUAGCAAACACCCUAAGGAUUUUGCUCCUAUUGAAGAAGACUGUUUCACCCACAACACCUUUUCUUGUAUCCCUGAACAUUUUCAUCAUGCAAAAAAUACGCAAAUGGAUUCCUUAAGCUCGGGGGGAUUUACAACAUUGUUGAAUUCGUUCCAGAACCCUUCUAUUCAUGUAAGAUUUUUGCAUCAGAGAACUUUUUAUUUAUAUAUUAAGUUGUAUUCAUCCAUUUUUUGUUGACAUUAGUUUGUUAUAUUUGUUUGUAGGCGCACUCUUAUAUGAAUAUUGACUAAAGGAUAACACAUGCAAUAGCAGCUCCAGCAUCUACAUAUUCCAAAUCCCAAUUUUAUAUUAGGGUGUCUCAUGUUUUUUUUUUUUUUUUUGACAAUUUCAUUUCUAUUUCUGAAUUUUCG